This is a messenger RNA of Parnassius apollo (apollo), 519 nucleotides long. The record is from the annotation of a GenBank genome assembly. NCBI's taxonomy places the organism in Eukaryota, Metazoa, Arthropoda, Insecta, Lepidoptera, Papilionidae.
AUGCAACGAUUUCGCCAUUGCACAGGCGUGUGCCCGUCGAUAAAUAACUGCCGCAUAUUCAUCUCGCGCAUCCCGGCGACGACCGCGUCCGCGGAAAUCGUGCGGCUGCUGUACGCGCUGACGGAUGAGGUGCAGGAGGUGCGCAUCCGGCGCUCGGCUGCGUCGUGCGCCGCCAUCGUGGAGUACAAGUCGCACCGCGGCGCCGCCAUGGCGCGCAAGGCGUUGGUGGCGGCGGCCGCGGCGGCCUGGGGCGGCGGCGCGCGCCCCGCCGUCGACUGGUCGCUGCCGCAGUCGCCGCAGCUGCUGCGCCAGUACCGCGAGGUGACCGUCCUGCCUCGUUUCCCUCCCGCAGCCCCAAUGACGCAUUCCGUCUGCUCGCUGCCAUGUAGUGGUUUUAAUCCUGCGUUCUUCAGAAAAAGAAAGUUAAAACCAUACAAGACACUAAAAAGUUAUCCAGAGUACCAGGAAGCUUUAAAGAACGUCGGUAACAGCGAAAUAAUUGAAACGCUCAGAUUGUAA